GAAGAAGAAGGAGGAGGAGGAGGAACACGGUGUUUUGUUUUCGUUGCAGCGGCUCAAUGGUGAGAGCACCUUUAAGUUGUUAACGAGCUUACAACCCCUCCGUCCGGAGCUGACGACGACACUAAACAACCUUUAACAACCCGGGGAUAGUUGUGUCUUUAAUGUUUAGCGAGCCUGGGGAUCGACGCCAACACUGGAGUUUGUAGCUGAACACACAUGACAUGGAGGAGUGAGGAGAAACAAUUCGCCACACGCUCCCUGGGACAACCCACUCAUGUAUGAACAUAAAGACCCACCUCAGAGGCAGCAGUCAGCGGGAGGCGGCGGAGGAACAGGCGGCCAAACCGGGAGCAGAAGCAGGCCUGUGUCUUCCGUACCAAACUCAAUGGGGGCGACGAUGGGACCCGCGCUGAGCUGGCUGCACGAUGUUGGCGUAGGGACUCUCCUCAAGGCCCGGAGGACUCUGUUCCAGGCGGCCAUCAUGUUCUGCGUCCUGGGUCUGCUGCUCUGGGUGUCAAUCUUCCUCUACGGGAGCUUCUACUACUCCUACAUGCCCACCGUGAGCUUCUCCACCCCGGUGCACUUCAGCUACUCCUCGGGCUGUGACGCCUCGAGGCCAGGGCUCUGCUCGUUCCCCAUGGCCAACAUCUCCUUCAUGAAGAACAACAAAGACCAGGUGAUGGCGUUCGGACAGCCUUACAGGGUGUCCUUGGAGCUGGAGAUGCCCGAGUCUCCAGUGAAUGAGCAUCUGGGGAUGUUCAUGGUCAAGAUGUCUGCCUAUGCCAAGAGUGGGCAGACGGUCGCUUCGGUGGGGAGAUCUACGAUGCUGCACUACCGCUCCAGCCUGCUGCAGACCCUGAGUACUCUCCUCUACGCGCCCUUACUCGUGACCGGGAUGGCUGAACAGAAGCAGCUCAUAGAAGUGGAGCUCUACUCUGACUACAAAACCAAUGCCAAUCAACCCACGGUGGGUGCCGUCAUCGAGGUCCACUCCACACAGGUGCAGAUCUACUCCUCUCAGCUCCGGAUCCAUGCCUACUUCACUGGCAUACGUUACCUCCUCUACAACUUCCCCCUGACGUCUGCAGUCGUCGGCGUGGCCUCCAACUUUGCCUUCCUCAGUGUCAUCGUGCUCUUCAGCUAUCUGCAGUUCAUAUGGGGGGGGCUCUGGCCUCCAGACCAAGUGAGAGUCCGGGUGAUGAUUGGAGACAACACCCGCAUCACGCAGCGGAGAGAGGAGGCCCGAAAGCGCAUGGAUCGAGAAAACUCCAACAAAGAACUUAACGCUCCUAAGGUGAUCGGUGCUGUGACUGACCCGACUGAUUUCCAGGGAACUGACACGGUGGCGGAGGAGCCGUCAAAGAAGGCCUCCUUGGUCCCUGAUGCCUGUGAGGCUAAUGCGCCUGAUACCAAGGAAGAAGGGUCUCAUGACUCUGAGGGGCCCGAUGAGAAAGAAGACUUGGACGCCCCGGGUGGAUUCCCGCAGCCUGAGCCACAGAUUGAGACAACACUCCGUCAAAGACCUGGACCCUGGAUGAGCCUGUGAAUCAUGCAUGGCACAGAGCGAGAGAACCUAUAGUAUGUUCUUAUGUCAAAUAAUGUCCCGUCACUCUAUAGAAGAUGGGAAGUUAUCUGGCAGAUGCUACUGAUAGAUCUCCUGUUACAGUUCGCACAAGAACAGAUGCAUGAUAAUAUAUUACCUGUGUCAUUUAAGCUAACAAACUAAAGUUGAUUGCCUUGUCUUAAAAGAAAAGUUUACCUCAUUGUAACUUAGACCUCUGCUAAUGUAUUUCUGCUUAUUGUCUUCUGAGUGGACAGACUGUCCUAAACCGCAUUAUACAACAGUGUUAUGUUUGUGUUUAGGGUGUGUCCGUAGCAUGAGGAGCUACAUUCCAAUGCAGUCUUGUCCAACGGUGUUGUCAGUAUUAAUCCUGUGAUUCAUUUUAAGUCUGUUGAACCUGCUUAUGCUUUAUUUUUUUCGCUUAGCCAAAAAUAUGGGACGCACAGAUUCUUGACGAUCCUCCCUUGACGGGGGAAAGUUUCCCUCUCAGUUUUUGAUUACAAUGUUGCCGCUAUGAACUUUCAGCUACAUUUUUUAACUAGAAAUUUGACCAUCCAGAACUUCACACCCUUUUAGAGGAAACCCACGAACAUGCCUCGUGAUGGUUUCUUUCUCAGAGACUCGUUCAGACCAAUUCGAUUUGGAAAAUUGGCCCCAAAAAGUUCCUUUGUUUUCAAAGAACCUUUUAGGAACCCUUGCAAAUGUCCCAGCCUGAGGGAUACAAGGAAUGUGUCUGUAUGUACUCAUAUUUUUCAUGAUACUAAUAGAGAUGUUCUUCCUCUGUUUUCUCUGCCGUGACAGAUGAAGUUAACGCUUAAUGCUUUUACAGAGUUGCUUUUCAUUCCAACUGAUCUAUGUGUUCUGGGGUCAGGGUCACACAGUGCUACACCGUUACAGUGGAGUCUUUAUUCUGCACUUACAUGUUGUAAGAACAUGGUAUUUAUUGUGUUCUCAUUACGUCAAAGAACCAACUGUUUUAAAUGGGUCUUCUAAGAAAGAGAAGUUUGUUAAUGGGUCUGAUGAUUGAAGAUUGAUGACCGUACAGUGUGAGAAGGUUAAGUGAAGCGACUGUUGUUCGAAGUUGUGUCGAUGUAGAAGUUAGUAUCAAAGAUAUUGAUAUGCAUCACUUGUUCAUCUUGCUUUUCUGUUCUUCAGAAUAUUCUGCUCAAUUCCUCUGAUGUUACAUGAGUCUGUUAUUUAUGCACUGAUACUAAAUUAAACAAGUAAAAAUGCA
Messenger RNA from Platichthys flesus (European flounder), 2795 nucleotides. Its product is annotated as seipin-like. Gene Ontology annotation, cellular component: endoplasmic reticulum membrane. Bases 275 to 1546 code for a protein of 423 amino acids. The transcript has a single exon. Lineage: Eukaryota; Metazoa; Chordata; Actinopteri; Pleuronectiformes; Pleuronectidae. Gene Ontology annotation, biological process: lipid droplet organization; lipid storage. The record is from RefSeq and is a predicted model, not a curated record.